Messenger RNA from Hypoxylon trugodes, 3171 nucleotides. RefSeq names its product lethal giant larvae like, C-terminal-domain-containing protein. Gene Ontology annotation, biological process: regulation of protein secretion; regulation of exocytosis; establishment of cell polarity. Gene Ontology annotation, molecular function: myosin II binding; syntaxin binding; GTPase activator activity. Bases 1 to 2937 code for a protein of 978 amino acids. The transcript is spliced from 3 exons. The record is from RefSeq and is a predicted model, not a curated record. Lineage: Eukaryota; Fungi; Ascomycota; Sordariomycetes; Xylariales; Hypoxylaceae. Gene Ontology annotation, cellular component: plasma membrane; cytoplasm.
AUGGCGAGCUUUCUUCGAGGAAGGCAGGCAGGUAUGUCAAAUGACCUGUCAGCCAAUAUUCUUCCCGGUUCCUUUAUUCCAGAUGACCGAGCCCGCUACGGCAUUAAUUCCCAAAUUAGCUGUAUCGCCUAUGAACCCGUACAAUCUCUCCUAGCUAUUGGUACAAAUGAAUCCAAAUUCGGUAGCGGAAGGAUAUAUGUCUUCGGCCAAAGUCGCGUUCAGAAGCUGCUCGUCCCUAGUAGAUCAUGUUCAUUCUCCGAUAUACAAUUCUGUGCGAACCGAUUGGUUAGUCUUGAUACCAAGAAUGAGGUUGUGCUAUGGGAUCUCGAUACCGGCAAACGAAUCACCGGCUUUCGCGCCCCCGGUGUAGUCUAUUGCAUGCUUACCGACCCUAUGCUAGAUUGGUGCUUCCUCGGCAUGCAAUCCGGCGAAGUAUUCGCAUACGACCUUGAUCGGGAACGCAUGUCCCCUUUCAAACUUCCUAACUUCUGGUUAGAGAAGGAUCCUAAAGCUAGAGCUGUCACUGUUGUCUCACUGCGCUUGCAUCCCCGUGAUGUAGGAAAACUACUUAUUGCCUAUAAUCAUGGCGUAGUUGUCUAUUCAUUCAAGCAGAACACGCCUAACAAAUUCUUCGAAUAUCAAGUUCCGCCAGGUGCUCCGGGAGGCUCCAGUCAAGCCGUCGAAUCUAUGCGAAGGCCCAAACUUACCCACGCAUUAUGGCAUCCUACUGGAACUUUCAUACUGACAGCUCAUGAUGAUGGAAGCUUGGUAUUUUGGGAUGCAAGAGAUGGUCGAGUGGUCUUAGCACGAACGCUCUACGAUUCCAACAUUGACCAACCUGUGCCGAAUCCGGGAUCCACGAAUGCAAAGCAUCCUUUCGUGCGCAUUUCCUGGUGCUGUAAACAGAACCCAGAGGAUAGCGGGCUCCUUAUUGCUGGUGGUAAGAAGCUGGAAGAACCUUCAAAUGGACUUACUUUCAUCGAUCUCGGUGUUACGCCCAAUUAUGCCACUUCAUCAUGGCAAAUUCUGUCAGACUACCUAAAGGGUAAACAACAAAACACAAUAGAGACACCUAUCGGAGUCGGAAUUGCGGACUAUUUCCUCAUCCCACGCCUUUCACCCCACUUUGCCGGUGCCCAAGACCCGAUCGCCAUAAUGACCCUACUCACAUCAGGAGAGAUUCUAACCCUAAGCUUCCCGAGUGGCUACCCAAUUUCACCAACAAACCAACUUCACCCCUCCGUAUCCUUUGCUCAUCCAUUCGCGACGAAAUUCGCCGUUACCAACCUCGAUCGUGGUAGGUGGCUUGGAAUGGUCGAGAACCGGAGCCAAGGUGAGCCGUUGUUGAAGGGAGGCGCCGAGGCACCACGACCGCGCCGACGAUUCGAGGGAAGGACUGUCAUCCAAGUUGCCCACGCGGAUAGUACCGUCCGGAUUUGGGACGUUGGUCAUGGCGACGAGAUCGAGAAUCCCUCUCAAUUACAGGUCGAUGUCGCCCGUGCUCUUGACCGCUAUGAGGAUGUUGACAUAACGGCGAUGACUUUGGCUUCUGGUACUGGUGAAUUUGCCGUUGGUACCAGACAAGGUGAGGUUGUCAUAUACCGGUGGGGUGGCAACCAGUACUUCGGCAAACCCCAAAAUCAAAAGAUCGAUCCUAAUCCCGGAGGUAUCUCUAACAUUAGCACGAGGUCUGAGCCGUCACUUAAGAGUGGACUCCAACCUCAUGCUCUUUACGAAAUGAUGCAGGGCCCUAUUAGUGCCAUUAAAGCAUCGGAUGCGGGUUUCCUUGGUGUCGGAUCUGAGGGUGGAUUCUUUAGUAUUAUCGACCUUCGAGGACCCUCGGUCAUGUUCCAGGCCUCUAUGACUGAGUUCGUCAAGCAAGAAAAGCGAUCAUCAUUUCUAAAGCAUCGCUCUAGCGUGUCAGCGGGUAAAGAGUGGCCGGUGGAAAUUGAGUUUGGUGUUAUGACACUUGACGAGGAUAAAUAUUCCAGCAUAUGCUGUUUCGUUGGAACAAAUCUUGGAAAGGUCAUCACAUUCAAGAUUCUACCUUUAGGGAAUGGAUAUACGGCUUCUUUAGCGGGAAUUGCCCACCUGAAUGACAAAGUAGUAUCGAUCUGCCCUAUUGUCGCCGAUAGCGGUAAGCCCGCUCUCGCUACGGGACAGGCCGUCGCGGGUCUUCGGGAGGGUAAGCAUGUCAAUGGCUUGCUUGUUGUCGUUACACAAAGCGAAGCUCGUAUUUUCAAACCAGCUUCAUCUAAGGGUGCCUCGAAAUCAUUCGAUAAUUAUCUCUGCGACGCCGCUGCGGUGACCGAAUUCGAAUUGCACGGUAUGGCUUUGGUUGGUGUGUUCGGGGAUCUGACAACACGAGCUUUUAGUCUGCCAGGCCUCAAGGAGCUUGGAAGUUAUCCUCUACCUAUGAUGGAUGGUAGCCGGUGUAGCAGCUCCCUGGUUACGGAGGAUGGUGAUGUGUUCUGCUGGACGGGACCCUCCGAACUGGCGGUCCUCCAAGUAUGGGGUACUGGCAAAGAACUUGAGAACACAGCCGACAAGCUCAUCAACCCCGAACUCGAAAUCCCGCCGAGGCCGACCAUCUCGAAUGUGCAGUGGAUAUCGGGAACACAGUAUGUCUCCCCGACGGACUUGGAUCUUUUGAUCGGUGGUCCCGAUCGGCCCCCUAGUAAGCGAAUGAUCUCUGCAGCGGCGGCUAUGGAACGGAAUGCCCGAGCGGGACCUAGUGCGCAAUCCGGUGGCCAGGAAGGUUGGGGCGAAUACCUUACUAGACAACUAAAUGAACGGACGGAGAAGCUAAAUAUUAUGAACGACAGCUUAGACUCCGCUGCUGAUAGCAGUCAGAGGUGGGCUGAUGACAUGAGCAAGUUCGUCGGCCAGCAGAAGAGGAAGAUGGUACUAGGCGCUUUCACGAGCAAGUUCUCAUAGGAUGUACGUCGUUUUAUGAUUUCUAGGGUUUUUAUUUUCUAUGCUCGAGUAGACAUUGGGAGUUACAGACUGGACUGGUAAAGGGAUUCCCACCGACGCCGGCGAUGAAUUAGGUAUUGCGAUUGAUAGUCUACUUCUUUACUACCACUUAUAUCACACUGUGAUUGUUUUGAAACUGAUAGCUCAUAUCUCAAGAUACGGAAAAGCUCUAGAUUGGAGAUGCGAUUCUAGGCA